AUGCAUAGUGAGACAAUUGAAGAUGGAAGGAAGAUUGUUUCAUACAUUUAUUCGAGGUGUUUGCUUACCCAUUGGAUGAAGGAAUUCACAAAUGGCAAGGAGCUUAUUAGACCUGCAGUGACGCGAUUUGCCACUUCUUACUUAACUUUGCAGCGCCUUAAUCAACUAAAAGGAGAAUUGAUAAAUCUUUUUACAUCCUCUAAGUGGAAGUCUAGUAAGUUUGCAAGGACACGGAACGGGAAAAGAAUUGAAGGCGUGGCUUUAGACAAUCGUAACUUCUGGACAAAUGUUGCUAAUUGUCUAAGAGCUCCAAUACCUCUUGUUAAAGUACUCCGAUUGGUGGAUUCAAAUGAGAGACCGACUAUAGGAUUCAUUUAUGAAGCAAUAGAUCGUGCCAAGGAGGAAAUUCAAAAAAACUUCAAUAACAUCAAAAAGUGUCCAAGUUUCCGUUUAGAUGCAGAGGUGAAAAUAGGGGUUUAUAAAUGUCUCCAAAGAAUGGUUCCUGAUUCUAAUGAGAGAGUAAAAAUUGAUUGCCAAAUGGACGCAUUCAAAGCUGCAAGAGGGCUCUUUGGCAUAGAAAAUGCAAUAUUGACAAGGAACAAGAAGUCUCCAGCUGAAUGGUGGAAUUCAUAUGGUGAUGAGUGCCCCGAGUUAAAGCAGUUUGCAAUUAGAAUAUUGAGUUUAACAUGUAGCUCUUCGGGAUGUGAAAGGAACUGGAGUGCCUUUGAGAUGGUGCAUUCAAAAAGGAGAAACCGGUUGCAACAAAAGAAAUUGAAUGAUUUGGUAUUUGUUAUGUAUAACAUAAAAUUGAGGGAGAGGCACGUGAAAAGACAAGCCAUUGUAGAACCAAUUUGUUUUGACGAUGUCUCUUUCGAUGAUGAAUGGAUUACCGAAAAAGAGGAUCCGGUUCUUCCAACAAAAACUAAAUGGUUGAGGGUUCUUGAUGACAAAGUUCAAGAAAGGAUGACUAGGACACUUGAGGAAAUUUAUGCAAUUGAUGAUAAUGAAGACGUGGAGCCAUUAAAUCCCGUUGAUGAUGCUAAUGAGGAAGAUGGUGAUGAUGAAGAGUUCAAUGAUGACUUUAUGGAUAUGUAA
Molecule: messenger RNA, 1095 nt
Organism: Cornus florida
Lineage: Eukaryota; Viridiplantae; Streptophyta; Magnoliopsida; Cornales; Cornaceae
Exons: 5
Coding region: 1-1095 (364 amino acids)
Molecular function (GO): protein dimerization activity
Source: RefSeq, a predicted model, not a curated record